Molecule: messenger RNA, 3859 nt
Organism: Heterotrigona itama
Lineage: Eukaryota; Metazoa; Arthropoda; Insecta; Hymenoptera; Apidae
Source: the annotation of a GenBank genome assembly
GAAGGUGUUUUUACUGGGAGUGGUCACUGCCAUCUCGACCCUAUACAAACUUAUAAAUAGUUACGCUUAAAAUGCGGAUAUCGACGUUUGGUGUUCUUUUUAAUACUCUUCAUAUUAUAUACGGUGCCGUUGGGUUAAAAAUUUACGAGGCAAACCCUAAUACAAAGCGACUUUACGAUGACUUACUGUCGAAUUAUAAUAGACUUAUACGCCCUGUCGUUAACAAUACCGAAACUUUAACAGUUUUGCUCGGUUUAAAGCUCUCGCAACUAAUCGAAAUGCAAUGGAUCGACUACAAAUUAAGAUGGGAUCCAGAAGAAUAUGGCGGCGUGGAAAUGUUAUACGUGCCUUCUGAAAAUAUUUGGCUACCAGAUAUUGUCUUAUACAAUAACGCUGACGGCAAUUACGAAGUAACGCUUAUGACAAAGGCUACGUUAAAGCAUACCGGUGAGGUAUCUUGGAAACCGCCCGCGAUUUACAAAUCAUCCUGUGAGAUUAACGUGGAAUACUUCCCAUUCGACGAGCAAUCAUGCAUCAUGAAAUUUGGUUCUUGGACGUAUAACGGCGCUCAGGUGGAUCUAAAACAUAUGAAACAAGAAGCUGGCAGCAAUUUGGUUGCAACAGGGAUAGAUCUAAGCGACUUUUACUUAUCAGUUGAAUGGGACAUUUUGGAAGUACCAGCAUCUAGAAACGAAGAAUACUAUCCAUGUUGCACAGAACCAUAUUCUGAUAUCACAUUUAAUAUUACGAUGCGAAGGAAGACGUUAUUCUAUACAGUCAACUUAAUAAUUCCUUGCGUGGGUAUUACGUUUCUUACGGUACUUGUCUUUUAUCUACCAAGUGAUUCGGGAGAAAAAGUAUCGUUAUGUUCUUCCAUUCUUCUCUCGUUAACAGUGUUCUUUUUACUAUUAGCCGAAAUUAUUCCACCGACAUCACUAGCUAUACCACUUUUAGGAAAAUAUUUACUAUUUACCAUGAUUUUAGUCACUUUAUCAAUAUGGAUUACCGUAUGCGUUUUAAAUGUUCAUUUUCGGUCUCCAUCUACGCACAAUAUGUCACCAUGGGUUAGACAAGUGUUUUUAAAUUGGAUGCCGCGAAUUUUAAUGAUGCGUCGGACACCGUAUUCAACACCAGAAUACGAUGACGCGUAUAUGGAUAGCGGAUAUACUAAUGAAAUAGAUUUUAGCGUUAGUGAUUACCCACUGGAAUUGAAAGGAAGUCCAGACGGAUUUGAAAGUGUCACCUCGCAGUAUAAAAAUAUACGAGAGGACGAUGCACGCCAUGUACCACAUGCAUCAGUCACUGAUAGCGAAAAUACAAUGCCGAGACACUUGUCUCCUGAUGUCAUAUCAGCUCUAAAAGGUGUACGUUUUAUUGCUCAACAUAUAAAAAAUGCAGACAAAGAUAAUGAAGUUAUAGAAGAUUGGAAAUUCGUAGCUAUGGUUUUAGAUAGACUUUUUCUCUGGGUUUUUACAUUUGCAUGUAUUGGUGGAACACUUGGCAUAAUAUUUCAAGCACCAAGUUUAUAUGAUACAAGAGAUCCUGUGGACCAACAACUUUCUGGAAUAUCAUUUGGCAAUUUUAUGUAUCCAAAUAUAAAUGCAGUUUCACAAAAUGAAAAAUAAAUUCAAAAAAACAUUCGUGAAACAUGUGACUCGCGUAUAAAAACUAUAUAAUACAAAAGCAUUAACCCUUCUGCGGCUAGUGCCGAUUAUGUCCAACACCUAUGAAAAGAAUAUUAUAUAAUUAUAAUAACAUAUAAUAUUAUAUAUUAUGUUUUACAUAAUAUUCACAUCAAAGAAUAUUAAUAAAUUAAUUAUUCUCUCAAUUUAAUUUUUAAUAAAUAAAAAUUGAAGCUUUAUUACUUAAUUUUAAUUAUUAUUUAUUUUGAAAAUAUUUUUAUUAAGCAGAAUUAGUACAAGAGUGUGAAAUAUCUCGUAUACUAAUUAACAUGAGAAAUGAGACUAUCUAAAUAGAAAAAAUGUACUUACAACGUCCCGUUUAACGGAGCAAUAUUGACGACUAGUAUUGCCGCCGUGAAAGGGUUAAAUUAUUAUUUCAUUUAUAUAAAUUUUAUUUACUUUAUUUCUUACAAAUUCAGGUCGACUUUCAUAAAUAGAAAGUCUGUAGUAAAUAUAGUCUCAGCAGUCUUAUUAACCCUAAUCAAUCAAAAAAAAAGAAAUAAUAGUAAAGAAAUAAUUUCUAAACAAUAAUUAAACUAAACAUUAACAACAAAAAAUAAUGCAAAUAUCUAUAUCUUAUAUUUUACUUUCAUUAACAUAUCAAGGCUAAUAAGAGGCUUAUACUACAAAACAAAAAUGAUUUUGUUUUGAAUAAAAUUAUAUAAUUUUUUUUUAUGAUGAUAAAAACUACACUAAGAUCUUUUAUUAUCUAAAUGUAGUUUGAUUUUAGUAAUAUCAAUUUAUUUUUCUUUUCUUUUAUCCAUUGAAAUGAUAUAGGAGUUCUAUACGUACUGAUACAUAGAAAUGCUAAAAGAAAUAUUAUUUCGCUCUUUUUUUCCACUUUAAGUACCAAAAGUAAAAACUUGAUCGUGAAUUCACUUACACUUAUUUUUACAUAGUAACUUCCUCUUAAGACAAUCACAGAACUAACAAACUUUUGGUUUUCGUUCUGUACAAAAUUUGGCAAUUUAAUAAUAGCUACAAAUAUCCUAUUCUAAAUCAAUUAUCAUCAACUCUGGUGAUUCACUUGUACUGCUAAUCGAGCUAGUUUGUGACUUUUUUGGUGAAGAAGUACCACUAGCUAACUUUUUUGUACUUUGCGUUGGUGUCGUAUGUUCAUCAUCGUCAUCACUGUCUGAUAUUAAAUCAAUAAUCUCAGCUCGUUUCUUUUGCUUUGGAGGUGUAAGAUUGCUUUCAUCUAAACAAUGACUAUCCACAUCGAUUUUACGAUCUUGCGAGUUUGUAAUGACUUUUGUUUCACUCUUCUCCUUAUCCUUCUCUUUUUUUGGAACCAAAUUUUCCCAGGAACCAUCUUGCAACAACUGAAUUUCAUUUACAUCUGGUAAUAGUUUUUUAGAGUUUAAAACUUCUUGAAAAUAUCCAUCGAUAACGAGAUUAUCAUAUAACGCUGAUUUAUCACACACUGGGCAAUUCCAUGUAGGUUUUCUUUCAUUCAUUUGAAGAAAUAACGAGGCAUCAAAACACUGUAAAUGUGAACAUGUCGACGCACGACAUGGUGUACACAUUCGCAUCUUCCCUAACGGACAAGCUAACGAUACUCUAAGCGAUGUUGUUGCUAUUUCACUAUCUGCAUCUUCAUUAAGUUUUUCCUUAAUUAAACCUCUUGUAUAAUCCGAAUGUCUAACUCCCCUAUUUUUUAACCUCGAUAAUAAUUCAGCACUUGAAAGUUUUCGAACUAAAUAUAUUGCAAUUGCAUAUCGUCUCCCAUAGUCUGCUGACCACGUUACGUGAAUUUGAUUUGCUACGGUAGGAGAUAAUUUAACUAAAGGACUAAUAUUGACGGGCCGUGGUGGCCUCUUUGGUUCUACUCCCGGUUUAUUAGUAGGUAUUGGAUUCUGAAACAAAAAUAAAACUUUUCAUUUAGAAAUGAAAGAUAUUACUAUAAUUUUAAUUUAAAGGGGAAAAACAACAAAAUAAAGUCUUUAUAUUUCCAUAUAUUUACAGGUAAAGGACAUAAUUUUCCAUUAACUUUUACAGCAAUGCUUGGUGGAAAACAGUCUUCUUGUUCACAUGAAGUUUCUUGUAAACAAAAUCGCAUUUGUAUCUGAAAUCCAUAACAUAGAUUGCAGAAUAUCAAAAUAAACAAAUAUACAAAUUUUAUAUUGUUUUAAGAAACAAUCUCUCAAAAUGUACUUGUACUGUAUAAUCCAUUUUAC